This is a messenger RNA of Exophiala aquamarina CBS 119918, 1689 nucleotides long. RefSeq lists its product as uncharacterized. Gene Ontology annotation, biological process: amino acid transmembrane transport. Gene Ontology annotation, molecular function: amino acid transmembrane transporter activity. Lineage: Eukaryota; Fungi; Ascomycota; Eurotiomycetes; Chaetothyriales; Herpotrichiellaceae. The transcript has 2 exons. The coding region runs from base 1 to 1689 and encodes 562 amino acids. Gene Ontology annotation, cellular component: membrane. The record is from RefSeq and is a predicted model, not a curated record.
AUGGACAGUGAAUCGGACGUCAAGCAAAUCAAGGAUGUCACCCCGGCCUCUGCGGUGCUCGCCAACGAGGGCGACCUCUACGAACGACGUCUCUCGCAAGCGGAAUGGGAGAAAUUCGGACAGACCAAGCGAGGUCUCUCGCCACGUCACGUGCAGUUGAUGCAAAUCGGGGGUUCGAUCGGUACUGGUCUUUUCGUUGGAAUCGGCGGCAGCUUGAGCAGAGCAGGCCCCUUGUCUCUGUUCCUGGGCUACCUCUUCUGGGGUCUGUUGUUCAUCUGGCCGACCAAUCUGUGCGUGGCCGAAAUCGCCGCCUGGUUACCUGUGCGAGGUACCAUCUUUGAGCUUGCCGGUCGUUAUGUCGACCCGGCGCUCGGUUUUGCUAUGGGAUGGACAUAUUUCUUCGCCGGUGUCAUGUUAGUCUGCACUGAGUAUUCGGCCGUUGCCACAGUCAUGCAGUACUGGAACACCGAUGUUAACCCGGCUGUUUGGAUUACCAUGACAUUGGUGGUCUGCUUCCUGUUGAAUGUGGUUGCCGUCAGAUGGUACGGUGAAUCAGAAUUCGUCAUGGCCUCGACCAAGGUGCUUCUGCUUAUCGGCUUGGUUCUGUUGACGUUCAUUACCAUGGUCGGGGGAAACCCCAAACACGAUGCCUACGGUUUCCGUUAUUGGAAGAACGGACUGGCUACGCAUCCGUACUAUGCAAGUGGCAGUACAGGCCGCUUCCUAGGGUGGUGGAGUGUCGUGAGAUACGCAGCAUUCACGAUUGCUGGUCCGGAUCUAAUCGCACUUGCGUCUGGCGAGAUUCAAAACCCUCGACGAACGAUCCCACGAGUCGCAAAACUGGUCUUCUAUCGUCUCGUCGGCUUCUACGUAAUCGGUGUGUUCGCCGUGGGAAUCAUCUGCUCCUCUCGAGAUACCAGACUUAUUGGGGCCAUUGAGAAUGGAGACGUUGGCGCUGCUGCGUCACCAUGGGUCAUUGGCAUUCAAAACCUCGGAAUUACCGGACUGCCUGGCUUCAUCAACUUCCUGAUUCUUCUCUCUGGGUGGUCAUGUGGCAACGCCUACCUUUACUCAUCCAGCCGAACGCUCUAUUCCCUGGCUCGCGAUGGACAGGCGCCAAAAAUCUUCAUGAAAUGUACCAAGUCUGGUAUCCCGAUCUACUGCGUUAUUACAGUCACCUUGAUCUCUUGUGUCACGUAUCUAGUCGCAUCCGACAAUGCGAUCAAGGUGUUUUUCUGGUUCGUUUCUUUAACCACCAUCGCUCUAAUCAUGACUUAUACCGGUAUGCUCUGGGUCUUCAUCGGCUGGUACAACGCCUGCAAAGCACAGGGUCUCGACCGCGCCACCUUGCCGUACAAGGCUCCAUUCGCCCCCUACUCGGCAUACUUCGCCAUCUUCAUUGCCUGCUUGGCCAUGCUCUUCAUCGGAUUUGACGUGUUUGUGCCGUGGGAUACUCAAGGCUUUGUGACUUCAUAUUUCGGCCUCGCGUUCGGAAUCGUCAUGUUCUUCUUCUGGAAGUUCUUCAAGGGCACCAAGUUUGUUGAUGCCAAGACCGCGGAUCUGUACAGUGGCAAGGCUGAGAUCGACCGUGAAUGCAGGCACUGGGAAGAAGGUGGCCUGGAGGAGAAUGAGAAGCGGAGACUCGCUGAGAUGAAUGUUGUGAGGAGAGCUUGGGAGAAGAUGUGGUAG